AUGUCCGCCACGCCGUCUGCCGCGCCCUCGGUGCCCGCCAGCGCGAUCCCGAGCCAGCGCACGUCCCCCGCGCCCCGGCAUCCGGAGCAUAUUCCUCAGUUCCCUCCGGGAACCGACAUUGACCACCUCGACCCGCCCUUCCUCCACACGAAGGAGCAGUACCAGAAGCUGUGGGACAGCGUUGACACGCUCCUCCUCGACUGCGAUGGCGUUAUCUACCACGGCCCCAUUGUCGUCCCGGGUGUCAAGACCGUGCUCCAGCUCGCGAGGAAGCAGGGCAAGCAGAUCAUCUUCGUGACCAACAACGGAACGAAGAGCAGGAGGAUGUACAAGAAGACGUUUGACAAGCUCGGCAUUGAGGCGCAUGAGAGCGAGAUCUUUGGCUCCGGUUACGCUUCGGCCGUGUACCUCUCCAAGGUGCUCAAGUUCCCGCAGGACAAGUGCGUCUACCUGCUCGGCGAGAAGGGUCUCGAGGAGGAGCUCGACAGCGUCGGCAUCAAGCACAAGGGCGGCACCGACCCGGCCGACAACGUCGUGCUCACUAGCCCGCCUGACUUUUCCUCGUUCGAGAAAGACCCCAGCGUUGGAGCUGUGCUUUGCUCCAUGGACUUUGGUAUCAGCUCCGGCUCGCUCUCGUCGCCCCUCGUCUUCGCACUGCAGGGCAAGAAGGAGCCGACCGUCGUCGGCAAGCCUAACAAGCCGAUGAUGGACGCCAUCAUUGCCGAGCACCACUUUGACAAGUCGCGCGCACUCAUGGUUGGAGACAACCAACUCACGGAUAUUGCGUUCGGGAACAACAGCGGCAUUCGCACGCUGCUCGUUCUCGGAGGAGUUACGCACGAAGACCAGGUGUGGGGACCGAAAGCGAGCGAUAUCAAGCCGACUUAUGUGAUGAACUCGUUAGGAGACUUUGCCACGUUGGCCGAGUGA
This is a messenger RNA of Trichosporon asahii var. asahii CBS 2479, 930 nucleotides long. Its product is annotated as 4-nitrophenylphosphatase. The record is from RefSeq and is a predicted model, not a curated record. Gene Ontology annotation, molecular function: phosphoglycolate phosphatase activity; alkaline phosphatase activity. Lineage: Eukaryota; Fungi; Basidiomycota; Tremellomycetes; Trichosporonales; Trichosporonaceae. The coding region runs from base 1 to 930 and encodes 309 amino acids. The transcript is spliced from 4 exons.